Molecule: messenger RNA, 6255 nt
Organism: Thalassophryne amazonica
Lineage: Eukaryota; Metazoa; Chordata; Actinopteri; Batrachoidiformes; Batrachoididae
Gene: syngap1b
Product: synaptic Ras GTPase activating protein 1b
Exons: 21
Coding region: 884-5008 (1374 amino acids)
Biological process (GO): regulation of GTPase activity; negative regulation of Ras protein signal transduction
Source: RefSeq, a predicted model, not a curated record
GAGUUCAAGUCAGUAUUUCAUGGAUGGCUGUGUUGCUAUGGGAACAAGAUGUGGGCUCCGUAUUCCCAAAAAAGUGUCCUCUUUCCUUCCUUCUUUCCUUUCCUCCUUCCCACUCUCAUCACUUCAUUCCUCUCUUUCCCUUUUCAUAGCGUUCACAGCAUCAACUUCUCUUCGCUUCCUUUCCCUCCAAUCACACCCACUGCAUGCCUCCUCUCUCACUCUCUCAUCUCCUCCUCUGUCGUCCAUUCUUUCCCCACCCACUCAUUCAGCCCUCUCUCUGUCUAUCCUCUCCUCCCUCUCCUCUUCUUCAUGCUUCCCCACUUCCCCUCUCUGUCCCCCAACCCAACUCUCUGUCUCUCGUUUUUCCCUGCCUCUCUGAUCCCUCUGUCUCUUUAACACUCACUUAUAUUCUAUUCUUUUCUCGGUUGUCAUGGCAAUAGGCUGGGGGCGUGAGAGUGCGAGCAAGCGAGCGGGAGUGGGUGUUUCGGAAGUGACAUCUCUUGGGCAGUAACCUUGUUUCCUGUGUGGUGGAGUUGGGGGCGGAUUCAAGGCCCUAGCAGUGCAGCAACAGUGACGCCGUGUGGACACUUUGGGUGAGCAAUGGGGAUCCUAGGACGUGCCGUGCGAGGGCUGGGUGAAUGAUCUGAUAGAUGCAAGGUAUGCCGUCCCCCCAUCCUAUCAUCAUCAUCAUCAUCGUGCCCACGUCCACUCCUUCCACACUCCCUCCUACGACCGACCUGUUCACGAACGCGCCUCUUACGACCGUCCAUCCUACACUCGCCCCUUGCACGAGCGCCACAUCUACGACCGCCCCUCACACGAUCAUCCACCUCAGGAUCAUUGGAACCCCCGUCUCCGUGUGAGCACCAGAAAUCAGUUCUACAUGUUGGACCAGGAAGAGGUACACCCUUUGCUGAUGCGCGAAAGGCGCUCAGAGUCUCACAGGAACAAGCUGCUGAGGCGGACAGUCAGCGUUCCUGUAGAGGGAAGACACCAUCCCGAGAUGGAUCAUCGCAACCGGCGGAAGAGCAUAGCCACCGGGAAGCAGCCCAGCAUGGAGGUCCCUCCCUCUGCCCCCAUUCAACCCUUCAGACAAUCCAGUUUCCUCAGUAGAAGGUUGAAAGGCUCGAUCAAGAGGGCUAAGAGUCAGCCGAAACUGGACCGAACCAGCAGUUUCCGACACAUGAUCCUCCCCCGCUUCCGCAGUGCAGACCAAGACAGGACCCGUUUGAUGCAGAGCUUCAAAGAGUCCCACUCCCAUGAGUCCUUGCUGUCUCCCAGCAGUGCUGCAGAGGCGCUGGAUCUCACUCUGGACGAGGAUGCGAUCAUCAAACCUGUCCACUCCAGCAUCCUUGGACAGGAGUACUGCUUCGAGGUGACUACAGCAUCGGGAACCAAGUGCUUUGCGUGUCGCUCAGCCGCAGAGAGAGACAAAUGGAUCGAGAACCUGCAGAGAGCUGUCAAGCCCAACAAGGAUAAUAGCCGGAGGGUGGACAAUGUGCUCAAACUGUGGAUCAUUGAGGCUCGUGAGCUUCCAGCCAAGAAACGCUAUUACUGCGAACUUUGUCUGGACGAUAUGUUGUAUGCACGCACCACCAGCAAGCCGCGCACCGACACCGUGUUCUGGGGCGAGCACUUUGAAUUCAACAACCUGCCAGCUGUCCGCAACCUACGCCUUCAUCUAUACAAGGAGACAGACAAGAAGAGACGCAAGGAAAAGAGCACUUAUUUAGGAUUGGUAAGCAUCCCCAUCUCAAGCAUCACUGGACGGCAGUUUGUCGAGCAGUGGUACCCAGUCAUCCAACCCAGCGUCCUCACCAAGGGAGCCGGUGUAGGAGGGGGGAAGAUCAUCAACGCAUCCCUACGCCUCAAAUCACGCUUCCAGACCAUGAACAUCCUGCCCAUGGAGCUGUACAAGGAGUUUGCUGAGUAUGUGACCAAUAACUACCGUACUCUGUGUGCUGUGCUGGAACCUGUGCUGAGUGUCAAGAGCAAAGAGGAAGUGGCCUGUGCUCUGGUACACAUACUGCAGAGCACAGGGAAAGCUAAGGAUUUCCUGUCAGACAUGGCGAUGUGUGAGGUCGACAGAUUCAUUGACCGAGAACACCUUAUCUUCAGAGAGAACACUCUGGCCACCAAAGCCAUAGAAGAGUACCUCAAACUGAUCGGACACAAGUACCUCAAGGAUGCUAUAGGCGAGUUCAUAAGGGCCUUGUACGAGUCGGAGGAAAAUUGUGAAGUGGACCCCAUGAGGAUCCCACCAUCUGUACUCCCAGACCACCAAGCCAAUCUGCGAAUGUGCUGUGAACUGGCCCUCUGCAAGAUUGUUAACUCCCAUUGUGUGUUUCCCCGAGAGCUGAAGGAAGUCUUUGCCUCUUGGAGAGUACGAUGUGCUGAGAGGGGGCGUGAAGACAUUGCAGACCGUCUCAUCAGUGGGUCCCUAUUCUUGCGCUUCCUGUGUCCUGCCAUCAUGUCCCCAUCACUCUUCAAUCUAACCCAAGAAUAUCCUGACGAACAGACAUCAAGGACUCUUACCCUCAUCGCCAAAGUAGUGCAAAACCUGGCUAACUUUUCCAAGUUUGGCAGUAAAGAGGAGUACAUGUGUUUCAUGAAUGAGUUUUUAGAGAUGGAGUGGGGCUCCAUGCAGCAAUUCCUGUAUGAGAUCUCCAACCUGGACAGUGUGAGCAAUGCAGGUGGAUUUGAAGGCUACAUCGAUUUGGGCAGGGAGCUGUCUAUCCUGCACAGCCUCCUUUGGGAGGUGAUAGCUCAGCUCAGCAAAGAUGCCAUCAUCAAACUGGGUCCUUUACCUCGCCUCCUGAACGACAUUAGUAUGGCCUUGCGUAACCCACAUCUCCAGAGACAGCCGAGCCAUCAGACGGACAGGGUCCAUGACAGACAGGCCGACAGGCUGCUGUCACACUCCAGCUUUAACAGGGGGAUCUCAUCCGAGUUCCAAAAUCUCAUAAUGAGGGAUCUCAAUAGUUCUAUAGAUAUCACUCACUUGCCUUCCCCUACCUCCACUGGAGGGGUCAUGCCAUCACGCUCCCAGAUGAGUUUUCAGGAUCGUGACCACCCUCAUCGAACAUCUUCCAAAGACAUGUUUUACGUAUCACGCCCUCCUCUGGCACGAUCAAGCCCAGCCUACUGCACGAGCAGCUCUGACAUCACGGAACCAGAUCCCAAGGAUUCCCGAAUGAACAGCGUGUCUAACCUGCAGUCGGUGGACAUGCUCAACUCCUCCCAGGCCUCCAUCGCCGGCAUGGGCAGCUUCGGAGGGCUGAGCAGCGGAGGCGGUGGCGGCCUGGGGUCAGGCCUGAGCAGCCAGCUGCGGGCCGGUGGGAGGUUGUCAGCUGGCUCUGCCGGCUCCAGCAUGUCCGGCGGCCUUCGGCUGAGCCAGCUGAGCCAGAUGGGCACCACCACCGACUCGCUAUCCCAGCAGCAGCAACAGCAGGCCGCCGCCAUGCGCUACCCGCUUUCCUUCCAGAAUCCCCUCUUUCAUCUGGCGACUGCUGAUGGGCCACAACAGCAACAGCUCCAUCAUCAGCACAGCCGAGCUGCACCCCUGCUUCUAGCCCCAGAGCCUGAGCCCUCUCACCACACCUACAUCCCACAAUUUGCCCACGGGGGGUUCUCCCGCAGUGAAGACCUGUCCACCCUCAGGACCAGGGAUGGUCACCUGGGCCAACCCAGCAUCAUCCAUUCACACAGCUACAGUGAUGACUACAGCAGGGCUGACUAUGGACGGAGGCAGAUGUCCAUGCAUGUGCAGGAUAAUCUUCAACAGCAACAACAAAUGAUGGGCAUGACCUCCCAACCAGGAACCUCACACUCUUCUCUGGCCACCACGCCCCCCUCCACAGUCCAACCUGUGCGCCAGAGUUCUGUUGUCCCACCUCCUACCCAGCGCGUCAAAUCACAGACCUCCCAUCAGCUAUCCGUUAGUGCAGCUGCUGCACCUGCUGGUCAGGCUAAAACACGGCCGCAGAGUGGGAAUCUCCUCCAGUCACCUGAGUCUGGCUACGGCGGCAGGCAACAUGGGUCCCGGCAGCUGUCUGUCAAAGAUAACACUGCCCCGGGCCUUCCCCACCAGCAGUCUUCUGUCAGGGAAAGCCAAAGUCCACAGGGAACCACCAGUCCAAGUACACAACAGUCACCACAGCAACAGCCACAGCAACAACACCUGCUCAAACCCACCAUGAGCAAACAGGGUUCUCAGUCUCCAUCUACCCUCAAUCCUCCGACUCAAGCAAAUGAGCGAACAGUGGCCUGGGUCUCCAACAUGCCUCAUCUGUCUGCUGACAUUGAAAGUUCACGGAUUGACCGUGAAGAUUUCAAACUUAAGGAGUACUCAAAGAGCAUGGAUGAGUCACGCAUGGAGAGGGUACGGGAGUAUGAGGAGGAGAUCAACUCCCUGAAGGAGCGCCUGAUGAUGUCCCACAAAAAGCUGGAGGAGUAUGAGAGGAGGCUCCUCACUCAGGAGCAGCAGACCAAUAAGAUCCUUCUGCAGUACCAGAAUCGGCUUGAGGACAGUGAGAGAAGGCUCCGGCAACAACAAGUGGAGAAAGACUCCCAAAUUAAAGGAAUAAUUAGCAGACUCAUGGCCGUGGAGGAUGAGCUAAGAGGAGGACCCAUGAUUGAGCCAAAAACCAGGAUCUUCCCAGAUCAGGAGGACCAGCUUUCCUCCCUGGGUUCUGCAGACCCCGGUGUGAAAACUGAAGGUGGAGUGGGAGGUGGUGGAGGAGGAAGAGGAGGAGCAGUAACCAACGAUCAGGACCUCAGAUUCUCUUCCACUGGCAUUUCCUCUGACAGCUCACCCCACAAUGGAGUCCUCCCACAAAGCCUAGGCCCUCCCUCUCUACCCACUCCACAUCAACAUCCUAGUCAGAAUGGAGAGCUCCGUGGCAACCAAACAUCCUCCCCCGUGACAACAUCACAGACAACCAGACCCACAGCAGUGGCAACGGCAGGCAUAGCAGAAGAAGGGGGAGUAGGUCAAACACAACAAUAGACCAAAUCAGAGAGAGAUGACACAACCAAAUCAAACUGUCUUUGUCUUUUCCUAUUUAGGAAGAUAAUGCUUUGAACAAAAUUUGGCAUAGGUAUUCCUUUUACCCCGGCAUGAGAGAGAAGAAAGAGGAGGAAGAGUAAACAUACAGCUACUGCACAGUGCAUUACAUACAAACACACAACACAAAGGGCUCUUCAACGGACACUUGUUCUCUUGAAGCUCUUGUCGAGCUUCAGUCAGUAUCAGUCUUGCAGGACAAGAUAAUGAUACUUUAUCACAUACCAUAAGCUGUUUGAAUCUGUCAAACAGAGCUUUUGACACACAAGUGCAUACUUGUCACACCAAGCCGAUGUAUGAACACCUGCUUUGUGAACUCAUUGCCUGUCUGUUGCUCCAUGGAACAUAAAUGCAGGCUAAAGGAGAAGAACUAUAGAAUGACUUUCACUCCAAAGACUUUACAGUAGCCAUUGCAAAGAAGUGCUAUGAGACAGCUUGUAGUAUUGCUUGACUCUCAUGGAUAUAGGUGCAUUAAUUAUACCUAACCUGAAUAUGCCAGGCUGUGAAGUGUUUAGACAGAGAUGCGGCAAUGUAGUCUGGCUUUUUUUAGUGCCUUUCAGUGUUGUUUAACAGGGUUUUCUAAUAGAUUAUAGAGGUAACAGCGGGGCUUCGCUAGUCUCAGAAAAACGGACUGAAAGAAAUCAUUCCCUGCUGGGUUUUAUGAAACAAAUGGAUGGAAGGUGAGCAAACUUUUGGGGAACUUUUUUUAAUCGAAAGGACUUCUUUGUUUUUUGGGCUGAGCUCGUGCAAUUUUUUUCUCUUCUCAAUCUCAGAACUGACAUGUGAUAAGCUGGUGCUAAACACAAACAAAUGGUGCCAUUUUCAAGUCUUUGUCCACCAUAACACUGCCUCCUUCAAGAUUCACCCACUGUCUUUCACUCUAUUAGACAGUUUGACGGGACAUUUUGCCUGAUAUGUUUUAUGUGUAUGUGUUCUUUGUGUAUUUUUUUAUGUUCUUACGUCUAAAUGAGGUUUCCAUAUCUGUGUUUCAGAAACGCCUUCCUCCAAUCUCUGGUUUUAGUUGUAGGUAAUUAAAAGCACUUCACCAAAACAAUAGAGUGGCUGAAAUCAAUGGAUCACCUGGGUUAUAUCGGAAUUUGCACAGCCCACUUCUCCAAAUACAAAACACACUUUACAAGAAACACUGCAGUUUUCAUACUUGAAUGAAGGAGCUUUAAUUCAAAGAGAUG